Molecule: messenger RNA, 753 nt
Organism: Bactrocera oleae (olive fruit fly)
Lineage: Eukaryota; Metazoa; Arthropoda; Insecta; Diptera; Tephritidae
Product: huntingtin-interacting protein K
Biological process (GO): protein stabilization; negative regulation of apoptotic process
Source: RefSeq, a predicted model, not a curated record
UUAUUAAAAAGAUGUUACCAGAAAAUGUAAAUUAUAUUUUAUAUUUUACAUUCUUUGGUAUAUAAUUAAUUUAAAGUGUUCCACCAAUUAAUGAAUUCAAAUAUUUAGAAAGUUGUUGAAUUAAUACUUAUACCUUUAUAAUCAAAAAUAUCGAUAGAUUAUCAUCGGCAGUAUACAAUUUUUGUUAUGCUCACUAAACACCGAUUUGACAUUUCCACCUUCCUUUUCUGCUGUGAUUCCUUUAACAAUUUUGCACAUUUUACAUUAAAAAAAUAUAAAAAAAUUUGAUUAAUAAAAUUUACAUCGAUAAUGUCUGAAACUGAAAUUAAUGGUACCGAGGAGGAGGUGCAGGAUAAAAAGCAAAAGAAACAAACUCGUCAUGACGGUGGUGCUGCCGAUUUAGAACGCGUUACAGAUUAUGCGGAGGAGAAGGAAAUUUCGGCAGCGCACAUAUCCAGUGCAGUAGAGCAAAUCGGCAACAAACGCAGCAAAGAAGAUGAACGUAAGGUGGCCAAAGAGAUGGAGCUGCUGAAGGUGCAUGUGAAAAAAGAGGACAUUGAACUGAUUAUGAAUGAAAUGUUAAUAUCACGCACACAGGCAGAGAAAGUACUGCGUGAACAAAGCGGAGAUGUAGUUGCGGCGUUAGAGGCAAUAAUCGCUAACUAAUGUUCUUUCAACUGAUAAAUCACAUAUGAGAACAGUUGUUUGUACUAUUAAUAUUUUGUAAAAAUAAAAGAAAUGUCAUACUAGAAU